Agrilus planipennis (emerald ash borer) is the source of this 625-nucleotide messenger RNA. Its product is annotated as protein SREK1IP1-like. The transcript has a single exon. The record is from RefSeq and is a predicted model, not a curated record. Gene Ontology annotation, molecular function: nucleic acid binding; zinc ion binding. NCBI's taxonomy places the organism in Eukaryota, Metazoa, Arthropoda, Insecta, Coleoptera, Buprestidae. The coding region runs from base 68 to 511 and encodes 147 amino acids.
UCUAUGGUCAAAUUUUAUAGGUUAUAUAUCAAAAAUUAGUUUAAUAAAAAAAUAUUAACAAAAUCGGAUGGAUAAUUUAAUUCCAACUAAAGAAAGUAUUCGUCCUGCUUGUAAAAAAUGUGGUUACGCAGGUCACCUUACAUAUCAGUGCAGAAACUUCAUAAAAGUGGACCCCAAUAAAGAAAUUCUUUUAGAUGUCAGUAGCACCAGCAGUGAUUCUGAAAUGGAUUAUUUAACACCCCUAACGGAAUUACGCGAAAAAGAGUUGAAAGAUAAACUUAAGAAAUCCAAAACUAAACAUAAAAAGGAAAAGAAAAGAAAACACUCUUCAGAUGAUUCAAAUAGUGACAGCGAAGAGAAGACAAGUAGGCACAAGAAACGUAAAAAAAAGAGGAAAUAUAGUGAAAAUGCUAAGUCUUCGAAGGACUCUGAUAAUGAUAAAAAGACUGCCAAACACAAGAAGCACAAAAAACAUAAGAAGAAGUCAAAGCAUUCAGAUUCAUCAGACUGAUAGAGAACAAAUUUUGAUACAUAAAUACCUCUAUUAUGCUUAUUUACAUUUUAAUAUAUUGUACCAUAUUUUAAGCAUCUACAUAUAUAAUAAAAUAAAGAAAAGUAGAGAGCA